AUGUCCUUGGGAAGGCCAUCUCAAGCCACCCGCGACUUAGACAUAUGGCGCGCCCCAAAUUCAACCACUCCAUUCCUACUCGUUGACGGACAUCUGGGAGUUCUGCAGAAGUUGCUGUACAAACUCUACGUGACUGCGCAGACUAUCUUCUAUUCGAUCCGCCGGGAGCAACGAACUCCCACCGUCUACUCGGAUUUGGUGGAUAUAACCGCCGUUAUCCUCUUGGCCAAUCCCGCGCACCAAACGGCUCUCCACGAAAGGAAGAAGCUCGUUGAAGCUCGCGUGAUACGUGCUGAUGAUGAACUGGAACUCCUUGGUUUACUGCAAGCCAGCAAAUCCCACGCGAAAGAAUCAAUAUUAUGGGCACACAGAAGAUGGCUUCUGAACGAAGUGGGGGACAGUGGCAUCGGUCGGAUCUCCUGCCAUACUUUGAGGCAGGAGUUUACAGCGGUGUUUCGAGCCGCAGAAGUCUACCCUCGUAAUUACUACGCGUGGUCUCAUUGGCGAUUCUGUGUCGAUGCCCUUCUCGACACUCUGACUGUCGGUAUCACCGAUGACCGUCUCCAUUUAUUGCUUGAGCAGUAUGACCAACUCUCCCUAUGGGUAGAGCAACAUAUCUCCGAUUACUCUGCCGCUCAUCAUUUGACGAAUCUUGUGGCCCUCGUCUGCCGGCUCGAUGGUGGUCUUGGGGCAUCUACAGAAUCGCGGAUCAGUCCUGCGUCGGCAUUCGACCAUGUUACCACGUUGUUAUCGAGGUACCCUUCCCAUGAAUCGUUAUGGGCUUGCGCAAGGACAGUCGUGCAAUUGGAAAGCGAUGAAAUCACCCAGGAGGAGAUGAUGAAAAGCCUGCGCGAACUAUCGGACGUCAAUAAUAGCUGGAGCAGGCUGUCGCUUGCUUGGAUAUCACGCCCCGUUUACGAAUCCUCAUACUUGACCUCGCACCAUGGAGUGCAAGAGCUGCGAGCUCAAGCAACGCCGAUUCUACUGCGAGAAUUGCCUAAGAUCACAGCAAGUAUACCCUUUCCGCGGUCGCCUCCCCAGAAUUUGAAGAUUAACUGUCUUCCCAGCCUCAGAGAUUUCCGCCUGCAAAUACAGCACUUCUCUGUCGAUCGCGAUGAGCAAGUGGCCAAAGCCUCAAAGGCUCUGGAGACUGUAGACUCUGGGCGGACGUUACGAGGGACUAUGGCCCUCCGCCAGAGUAGAUUGGAGGAGGUACAAGCUGGGCUGGCUAAGCUACGCAGGGAUAACGAGAAGAAACGAGAUCGUCUCAGGUUUCUUCGUGAAACCCUUGCGACGCGCAGGCGUACACUAUCCGCAGCCAAAUUACUACCACACCAAGGCCUGGGUCUGUCAGCAACCAUAAGGUCAUCGACGCCUCCUCGAGAGCACCAAGAACUGAACUCUCUGUCCUCGACGCUCGCUCGAGCACGGUCUGGGUUAGUACAGGAGCUCGUUGAAGUGUUUAACAUCGUCGAAGUAGGCGGUCGGCCCCCAAUUGGGGGUAAGGCGGGGACGAAGGGUGAAUGGACGAUCGGGGACCUUAUACUACCUGUGCCAGGCGACAUCAGAAGGUACCCGCCAGACCACAUCAACGCUGUUAUUACGCACACCGUGCAUUUCUUGUCGCUACUAACAUUCUACCUUGGUAUCAAACUCCCCUUUGAGGUGGUAUGGUCCGGCAAGAAGCUUGGAGUAGGUCAACCAUGGAUCGGGGCAGGUAAAGGCGCAGAGUCGGGUGGAUGGUCGAAAUGGUAUACAAAACAUCCCCUGCACCUUUCGUCUUCUACCUCUGCCGCCGCUCCCUCCAGUGCCCCUCAUUCGCCGGUAGAACUGUCUACUUCCCUCGCGGAUUCUGUGAUGGAGGCCGAUGGACCUGACACCCAUCCCCGUGCCUCAUUCACCACGGCGUUAGCGAUGCUCAUAUACAAUGUCUGCUACCUAGCUUAUACGCAGGGCGUCGAUGUACCGCUCAGCCAAGCUGGUGAUGUUUUGAGUAAUCUAUGGAGCGUCUGUUGUAGUCCAGAACUGGGGAGAAGGUCCCAUGAAACACAUCCGCUUCAACCUGCGCCGACACCGCCCUCGUUUCCUUUAGAAUUUACUCAGCUAUUGCAAGCUACAACUGCUAAUCCAGCCUCGCGGAACCAUCGUUCCUCUCGUCCUACGCGUCGUCCAUCUGAGGUAGCCAGAAGGAGGCAAAGCAAGAUCAUCGAAGAGGACGGCUGGGAUAUAGUCGACGAAGAUCAAUUUUCGUGA
Pleurotus ostreatus (oyster mushroom) is the source of this 2253-nucleotide messenger RNA. RefSeq lists its product as uncharacterized. Gene Ontology annotation, molecular function: protein prenyltransferase activity. Gene Ontology annotation, biological process: protein prenylation. NCBI's taxonomy places the organism in Eukaryota, Fungi, Basidiomycota, Agaricomycetes, Agaricales, Pleurotaceae. Gene Ontology annotation, cellular component: cytoplasm. The transcript is spliced from 7 exons. The record is from RefSeq and is a predicted model, not a curated record. The coding region runs from base 1 to 2253 and encodes 750 amino acids.